This is a messenger RNA of Chenopodium quinoa (quinoa), 4169 nucleotides long. RefSeq names its product SNF2 domain-containing protein CLASSY 4-like. Gene Ontology annotation, molecular function: ATP binding; ATP-dependent chromatin remodeler activity. The transcript is spliced from 3 exons. NCBI's taxonomy places the organism in Eukaryota, Viridiplantae, Streptophyta, Magnoliopsida, Caryophyllales, Amaranthaceae. Gene Ontology annotation, biological process: gene silencing by siRNA-directed DNA methylation. The coding region runs from base 734 to 3955 and encodes 1073 amino acids. The record is from RefSeq and is a predicted model, not a curated record.
UGCAAUACUUUUAACUUUUACAUAAUUUUAUAUAUAAUUAUUUAAUUCACUUUGAUUACUCCAUAACUUUGAUGGUUUAUAUUUUUCAAGUAUUGUAAGUAAAAAAAAUUAAAAAAACCAAAGAAAAUAUAUUUUUCAAUAGAGUAUAACUCAUUUGGCUUUAGAGUACAAACAAUUUUCUUACGACCAACUUUUAUAUGUGGCUAACUAUAUUGAGGGUUACAUUAUUAGUGUUAAAAGGUUUUUUUUUUGUCAAUAUUAUAUAGUUUACUCAAUCAAUAUUUACAAUAAUUAUUUUGUCAAUAUUAUAGAGCUACUUCAUCAUUGCUAUAAAAAUUUACUCAAUCAGAAAUAACCACCACAUAUUAUGAACAGCCACACACACAUAAAACAUGUUUACACAAUUUUGAGAAUUGUGUUACUUAAAAGUCAUGUACUCCGCAUCAAGUAAAAAAUAAUAAAUUAAUACAAGUAAAAAAAAAAAAAAAGAACCUUCCUUGAAAUAUGGCGGACUUUUGCAUGCAUAUUGGCGCGAAUUUACUUCUGGCAAGAAACUAUCAUCCCAUUGCAACAUCACAUAUUCACAUCCUUCUCUCUGAACUCACCUACCUACAUUUAUUUCUCUCUCUCUCCUCAAUUCAGUCACCUUUUUUUUUGGUUCUUACUAUUCUUAUAAGUACAAUUUAUUCCUCUGUUUCUAGAAAUUUUCCUUUUUUCCAAGAAAAUUUAAAAUAUGGAAACUUUACCAGUAGGGAAGAGAACAAGGAGUCAAAGAGCAAAAAUGUUAAUGGAGCAAAACAAAAGGGCGCGCUUGGCUGCUAAAAGGGAGUGGAAGAAGAAAAAAGAUGGAAUUUUUGAGGGUAAAAUUGGAAUUAAAGAUGAAAAUUUGAUGGAGGGUAGUGAAGCUAUGGUGAUUGAUGAAGAAGAAUUUUUAAAAGGGUUUCAAAAAUUAAAAGAAUCUGAGAAGAAUUCACAAAUUCAGGAUUUGGGUUUUGUUAAAAAAGAAGUUUUUGAUGAUGAUGUUGAUCAUGGAAAGGGGGUUAUGAUGAUGGAUGAUGUAAAUGAUGGUGAAAGUGAUGAUUCUUUGCAAAUUUUGGGAGAAAGAUGGAAUCCUCUUGGGUUGGAUGAUGAUGAUGGUGAGGAUGUGCAUGAUGAUGGAUGUCAUCCUUUGACUAUAGAAAUCAACUCUGAUGAUGAUGAUGAUGUUAAUGAUGAUGGUAAUGGUGAUGGUGAAAUGAAGGGAGAUGAAGUUAAGGAAGGUGGAAAUUGUGAGGAAAAAGUUGAUGAUGGUGGUGAUGUUGAUGACGUAGUUUAUGAUUUUGAGGGUUUAUCAAGUGAAGAAGAUGAUGUUGAAUUGGACAAGGAUUUUGUGGGGAAGGAAGAUGAAUCUUCUAGUUCUUCUGAUGUGUAUUCAAGCUCAGAGUGUUCUGUUAUAGAAGUUGAUGAAAAUGAUGAUGUACUUCUUCAUUAUUAUGAUGAUGAAUUUGAUGAUGAUGAUGAUGAUGACAAAAGAGGAGAUAGAAAUUGUGAUAGUGGGUUAAAAAAGAGUGUGUCAAUUGUAAAGGAGGAAGAAGAAGUUGGGAAGAUGAAGGGUCAAUUGAGUGGUGAAAAGAGGAAAAGAGGGAGGCCCCGGAAGAACAAGAACACGGCCGAGGUUGAAUAUCAACCAAUGAACAAGAAUGUCAAGAACACGGCCGAGUUGGAAUCUCCAUCUAUUAAGAAUAGAGUUAAGAAGUCUACUAAAGAUACUGAGCUUCAGAUUAGUAUCUUAAAUACAAUUUUAGAGGGGGGAGAUAAAGGAAUAGGUGAGAAUUUGCCUGAUACAAGUGAUUUUUAUCUUCCAUUGAAGUUCAAAUUUGGUGUUGAGAAGUUGGUUGUGCAUGAAAAAUCAGAAGAUGAGUUAGAAGUUGAAAGUUUGUUCAAUGAUCUUGAUUAUGCUCUUCGAGCUUGCAAUAUUGGUGCUGAUAAACCUACAGUGUAUAACAAUGAUGGUGACAGUGAAGAUGUUCCUUCUGAUGAUGCCAUUUCGCAAGAGGAGCUUUGCGCUAAAGGGAAGCAUUAUCUCAUUCAUGAUGAUGAAAUUGGAGUGAUUUGCAAAUUCUGCUCGUAUGUACACUUGGAGAUAAAGCAUGUUAUGCCAGAUUUUAACAAGGAUCCAUUUGGAAUGGGGAACAGAAGAGACUAUGGACGGUUCCUGUAUAAUAAUAGCAUGGCCUGUGAUGGGUUUCAGUUUCAUGACUCUAGCUAUGAUCGUCAAGGUGAUCAUUUUAGCCCCUCUGAUGAUAUUCAAGGCACAGUGUGGGACCUCGUCCCUGGGGUUAAGAGGAAUUUGUACCCUCACCAGCGUGAUGGGUUUGAGUUCAUCUGGAAGAACAUUGCUGGAGGAAUAAAGAUUGAUGAACUUCUCGAGCCUACUGCAUCUGGUUUGGGUGGUUGUAUCAUAUGCCAUGCUCCUGGGACUGGAAAGACCCGUUUAGCUGUCGUUUUUGUUCAAUCUUUCAUGAAGCAAUACCAAAUGGCAAACCCUCUUAUCAUUGCGCCUAGUGUCAUGCUCCGAGCUUGGGAAGAAGAGUUUGCAAAAUGGAAAUUUGAUAUUCCCUUUUUCAACUUAAAUGAGAACGAGUUGUAUGGGAAAGAGGACCCUGAAAUCCAAACUUACGCCAGGGAUACCAAAAACGACAAGACAAUUCGAUAUAUUAAGUUGUUGACUUGGGCCUUAGGGAAGGGUGUUUUGGGUGUUAGCUACUGUCUCUUUGCAAAACUUGCUGGUGAGGAGGGCACUAAUAAGAAGGUUAGGGAAAUUCUUCUUACAAAACCUGGUAUUCUAGUGCUGGAUGAAGGGCAUAUUCCUAGGAAUGAGAAAAGUAACAUAUGGAAAGUACUGUCUCAGAUAUCCACAAAGAGACGGGUGAUCUUGUCUGGAACCCCGUUUCAGAACAACUUUGAGGAACUUCAUAACACAAUUGCCUUGGUCAGAGAAGAAAUUGGAACUCCGAUUCUAUCAGCAUAUUAUGAACAAGAUGAUAGAAGAAUCGAAGAGUUGAAGAAAAGGAUUAAACCCUUUGUGCAUGUCCACAAGGGGGAGAUUUUAAGAGAGAGACUCAAGGGGCUAUUCCAUUCACUGAUCAUGCUAAAACCCUCUAAUCUUCAGAAGAGGUGUUUUCAACACUUGGCCGGGAAGAGAUUAAACAGAUUUUUAUAUGAUAAUUUGGUCUCAAUAACUUCUGUUCACCCUUCAAUCUUUUGUGAUGAGAAUGUCAAGACACCUAAUUUUGUCAAUGAUGCACUCAUGGAUCUUUUAAAGAAGCACAAAACAGACCUUAAUGCUGGGAUAAAAACCAGGUUCCUUGUUGAGCUCAUCAAGCUGAGCAAGGGAGAGAGAGUGCUUGUGUUUGGCCAGUAUAUACCUCCCCUGAUCUUCAUAGCAGAUUUGCUCAAAGCUGCUUUUGGUUGGAACAUGGGUAGUGAAUUGCUUUAUAUGCAUGGGAAGCAAGACAUGAAGGAGAGACAAUCCAUGAUACGGCUUUUUAAUGAUCCUAAAAGUGAAGCUCGGGUUCUUCUGGCUUCAAUAAAGGCAUGUGGUGAAGGGAUACAUCUUGUGGGUGCCUCGAGGGUAGUUUUACUUGAUGUUGUCUGGAAUCCCUCUGUGGAAAGGCAAGCAAUAAGCAGAGCUUAUAGGCUUGGCCAAGAAAAAGAUGUAUUUGUUUAUCACUUGAUCACCUCAGAGACUCGGGAAGAAGAGAAGUAUCAGCGGCAGGCUACAAAGGAGCGUUUAUCAGAGCUAAUGUUUUCUUCAGAGGAAAGCGUGGAGAAAAUGAAUACAAGGUCAAGGAUUUCAGAAGACCGUGUGCUGGAAGAAAUGAUCCUUCAUGAAAAGACGAAGCCCAUGUUUGUGAAAGUUAUAUACCAGCCCAAAGCUGAUAAUCUGAUCGAAAGCUUUAGUAUGGACUCCUGACCUUGUAGCAUGGUUCAGGUGGUAGUUAGUCACUUAGAUCAGUUAGAUAUAGGAUUCUGACUUUCCUGCCUUCCAGGUACUUUGGUGUUUUGAUUGUAUUUUGUCAAAUGCCUGGGUUUCCAAAAUGGAGCCUGAACAACUGUAAGUGCAAUUUUUUGGCUCCAAAUUAUGUAAUCUGGACUUUCUAACAGCACUUCUCUGCAAAUCCACAAAA